This is a messenger RNA of Gracilinanus agilis (Agile Gracile Mouse Opossum), 1457 nucleotides long. RefSeq names its product general transcription factor IIE subunit 2 (gene GTF2E2). The transcript has 8 exons. Gene Ontology annotation, biological process: transcription initiation at RNA polymerase II promoter. Bases 223 to 1110 code for a protein of 295 amino acids. Gene Ontology annotation, cellular component: transcription factor TFIIE complex. The record is from RefSeq and is a predicted model, not a curated record. NCBI's taxonomy places the organism in Eukaryota, Metazoa, Chordata, Mammalia, Didelphimorphia, Didelphidae.
UCUGGGUUUGUGUUGUUCCCUUCCGCCGUCUGAACCGAGAUACUGGGAUCCUAAGGCGGAGGAUCCGCGGUGGAUGGCCAAGCGAACGGGCGAGUGCGGACGCUAACGCGAAGCGAAAGGCCGGAGCCGGGCGAAGGCUGAGUGAGGCGGCGGCUACCGGGCCCCGGCUAAGCAGCUCCUGCCCCUCCUCCUCCCCUCGCGCAGCUUAACAGUUUACAGAUUAUGGAUCCAAGUUUAUUAAAAGAGCGAGAGCUAUUCAAGAAAAGAGCCCUCUCAAAUCCCUCUGUAGAAAAACGUCCAACACUUUCGGAGUCAUCAUCAUCAUCAUCAUCAUCAUCAAAGAAAAAGAAAGCUAAGCUCGAGCAGGGAGGGUCAUCAGGCUCAAAACAAAAUUCAGAUCACAGUAAUGGAUCAUUUAACUUCAAAGCACUCUCUGGAGGCUCGGGUUACAAAUUUGGAGUCCUCGCGAAGAUUGUAAAUUACAUGAAGACCCGACACCAACGAGGUGAUACACAUCCCCUGACUUUAGAAGAAAUUUUGGAUGAAACCCAGCAUUUGGAUAUAGGACUCAAGCAGAAACAAUGGCUGAUGUCUGAGGCAUUAGUCAACAACCCCAAAAUUGAAGUAGUAGACGGGAAAUAUGCGUUCAAACCCAAGUACAACCUGAAAGAUAAAAAAGCAUUGCUUCGGCUCCUAGACAAGCAUGACCAGAGAGGCUUAGGGGGUAUCCUCUUAGAAGACAUCGAGGAGGGACUGCCCAAUGCCCAGAAAGCCAUCAAGGCUUUAGGGGACCAGAUCAUCUUUGUCACUCGUCCUGAUAAGAAGAAGAUCCUUUUCUUCAAUGAUAAGAGCUGUCAGUUUACAGUGGACGAAGAAUUUCAAAAACUUUGGAGGAGCAUCACUGUGGAUUCUAUGGAUGAGGAGAAGAUUGAAGAGUAUCUGAAGCGACAGGGUAUUUCUUCUAUGCAGGAGUCUGGACCAAAGAAAGUGGCUCCCAUUCAGCGGAGGAAGAAACCAGUCUCACAGAAGAAGCGAAGGUUCAAGACUCACAACGAGCACUUGGCCGGGGUCUUGAAGGAUUACUCUGACAUUGCUCCUGGCAAACAAUGAGGGUUUCCUUCUGAUCAGCUGCAUUCAGGAUGUCGACUGAACAUGCUCAGGCUGGUGUCAGCUGGAGGGUGGGCCCCUCCUCCCCCAUCCAUGGAGAGGAAACAGCUCAGUUUACAAAACAGGUGUGAGGUCCCAGCCUCCUCCAAGCUUGCUUUGAUUGACUGACUGUGAGGUAAUUCCCUCAUUCCGGAUUCCUUCACCUUGCAAAAGGCGUGCCUGCUGGCGUCAUCGUUGUUUGAUGUUUAACUAACUGCUUCUGCUCCUGGUUCCAUUUUUCCCUUUUGUUUUGCAAGUUUGCAGUUAGACUCGAAAGCAAUAUGUAUUUCUUUUCGGAGAUGCUAUUUAUA